Messenger RNA from Trichoplusia ni (cabbage looper), 781 nucleotides. Its product is annotated as rutC family protein jhp_0879-like. Bases 139 to 690 code for a protein of 183 amino acids. Gene Ontology annotation, molecular function: deaminase activity. The record is from RefSeq and is a predicted model, not a curated record. Gene Ontology annotation, cellular component: cytosol. Lineage: Eukaryota; Metazoa; Arthropoda; Insecta; Lepidoptera; Noctuidae. The transcript has 3 exons.
AGAGCAAAACCCAUCAUCUCGCCUUAAUUGUCAUAAUUUUGUUUUAUAAAGUCAUUACCCCGGGAGGGUCAAGAUAUUUUAUUCAUUUUUUGGAUUUAUUUACUGUAUAAAUAAGGAAAAGUAUAACUGUUGUUUACAAUGAUGAUGAUGAUGAUGAGGACGAUGACUAAAAAUAAGAUGACCAUGGUCUCGAAGAUGCAUAAGGUUUCGAAGUCAGCAAAAACAAAUAAAAGGAACAUGCAUAAAGUUACAAAGACCAUUAUAACAUCACCACACAUCUAUAAACCCGUUGGACCAUAUAGCCAAGCAAUCUUAACUAAUAAUACUCUUUACAUCUCUGGAGUCCUUGGCUUGGAUGCCCAGGCCAAAAUGGUUUGUGGCAUCGAAGAACAAACCAAACAAGUUAUGGAAAACAUGAAGCAUGUCUUAAAGGCCGGAGGCGCUUCUCUCGAAUCUGUUAUAAAAACAACUAUUUUGCUGGCCCGAAUAGAAGAUUUCCCAGUUGUUAAUAAAAUAUACGGUUGUUACUUUAAAAAACAUAGUCCUGCCCGCGCUACUUUCCAAGUCGGCAAACUGCCUCUAGGUGCAGAUGUGGAGAUAGAAGCCAUUGCCUUAAGUGGAGAUCUUGAGAUAAAAGAAGGAGCUGGAGACUCCUGUUCUCAACCAGAUCCUUGUUCAAGAAAAUGUUAAAGUCUAAACGUUAUUUCCGUUAUAGGAAUAAAAAAUGGCCGGUAUUAGAUCAUUUUAAUGGAGGUUAAAGAAUUGCUUGGAGAACUCUAAA